AUGACACACACUGCACCCCACACCCUCCCCCGGCUCUCUUCCAAAGAGACGCAGGUGGGCACCAAGCAGGGAGAAGAGAAUGUGGACACCAUCUUCAUUGGGAAGAUGAGCUGGCAAAACGCUUCCCAGGUAUCUGGGAAGGCAUCCUUUACCAAACACCUGUUGGGCAUUCCUGUGACCUCUGCCAUGUGCACACAGGGCAGUACAGUUACCCACAGGCUCAGUGGGCUGAGCACCCUGUCAGAAGGAAUCAUGAUAAAGCCAGCGGAUGGUUACCUUCACUCAAAUGCCCAAGAAAACUCCCAGCGGAAGGAAGACCGAUAUACUUGCUAUCAAGAGCUUGUGGUCAAAUCUUUAAUGCACUUGGGGAAAUUUGAAAAAACUGCGUCUGUUCAGACCGUAAGUGAACACUUGACUGACAGUGGUAUCCAGUCUUUAAAAGCAGAGAGUGAUGAAGUCAACGAAUGCUUGAUGAUUCGUUCAGAUGAUGGAAGAGACAAACUGGACAGUUCCCAGCCACCGUUCUGUUCCUCUGAUGACAGUGAAAGUAACUCUGAAAGUGCAGAGAAUGGAUGGGACAGUGGCUCCAGCUUGUCAGAAGAUGCUAAACCUCACAGAGCCCCAAAAUACAUGUUAGUGGAUAGUAAAAAUGACCUCUUGGAAGUCCCUGAAAUAAAAACUGAAGAUGACAAAUUUGUCCCUUGUGAGAACAGGUGCGAUUCUGACACAGAUCGGAGAGACCCACAGAAUGCCCAUGUGGGGCCCACGGACAGCAAAACGCAGCCAUCCUUCCCCGAGAUUGAGGAAGAAGAUAGUGAGAGCCUGGCCACCACCACCGAAGAGCCUGGUGAUCUGGAGAAAGCCAGGGGAAACCUAAGUUUGCUGGAGCAAGCGAUAGCUCUGCAGGCCGAGCGAGGCUGCGUUCUCCAUAACACCUACAAAGAGCUGGACAGGUUUCUCCUGGACCACUUGGCAGGGGAAAGGAGGCAAACCAAAGUUAUCGACAUGGGGGGAAGACAGAUCUUUAACAACAAACAUUCACCGAGGCCUGAAAAGAGAGAGACCAAGUGCCCCAUCCCUGGGUGUGAUGGCACAGGGCACGUGACAGGGCUCUACCCCCACCACCGCAGCCUUUCAGGGUGCCCCCAUAAGGUGCGAGUGCCCCUGGAAAUUCUUGCCAUGCAUGAAAAUGUGCUCAAGUGUCCCACCCCGGGAUGCACAGGAAGGGGACAUGUGAACAGCAACCGCAACACGCACAGAAGUCUUUCUGGUUGUCCAAUUGCUGCAGCUGAAAAACUGGCAAUGUCCCAGGAUAAAAAUCAGCUUGAUUCUUCCCAAACCGGGCAGUGCCCUGACCAGGCCCACAGGACAAGUUUGGUGAAGCAAAUUGAAUUCAAUUUCCGAUCGCAAGCCAUCACCUCUCCCAGAGCCACCGUGUCAAAAGAACAAGAGAAGUUUGGAAAAGUUCCAUUUGAUUAUGCCAGUUUUGAUGCCCAAGUCUUUGGUAAACGUCCUCUACAAACAGGGCAAGGACGAAAAACACCACCGUUUCCUGAAUCAAAGCAUUUUUCAAACCCAGUGAAAUUUCCUAAUCGACUGCCUAGUGCAGGCGCCCACACACAGAGCCCAAGCCGUGCCAGCUCCUAUAGCUACGGUCAGUGCAGGGAAGACACCCACAUAGCAGCAGCUGCUGCCAUCCUGAACCUUUCCACCCGCUGCAGGGAAGCUGCAGACAUCCUCUCCAACAAACCACAGAGCCUGCAUGCCAAGGUAUGUCCGUCCAAGAGCCCGGAGGGGAGCCGAGAUAAAGUGGAUGAAAAUGGCACAUUGGACUUAAGCAUGAAAAAAACUCGAAUCCUGGACAAGUCUGCACCCCUAACUUCCUCUAACACUACCAUUCCAACACCUUCCUCUUCCCCAUUCAAAACAAGCAGCAUUCUGGUCAAUGCAGCAUUCUAUCAGGCUCUCUGUGACCAAGAGGGCUGGGACACUCCUAUCAACUAUAGCAAAACCCAUGGGAAGACAGAGGAGGAAAAAGAGACUCUGGUCCAGCCCUUCAGUGACUGGAAUGUCCUGGGACUGGCUUCUCAACUCUCCUCCUACCUGCAGGCACUAUGGCUGCCAUCCCCAAUUGUGACUUCCAGGCACUUCCAGCAGCCCGUGGAGGCACUGUCCAACACCAGGAUGCGAUGGAAGUGGCCAUGUCACAGGGAACUAUGCAUCUCACCGCAGGUACCUAGUGACCUCAUUGUCAGUCAGGGUUUCAUCACCUUGCUGUGUCAAAACCUAUCUGUGCCCAUUCUAGCAAGAUACCUGGACCAGGAAAUGGAGACAGAUAAGACGCUUAAGUCCCUCAUGGCUGCCAACUCUCAGGAGCUGAAGUGUCCGACUCCAGGUUGUGAUGGUUCGGGUCAUGUGACUGGAAACUAUGCUUCCCACAGAAGUUUAUCUGGCUGCCCUCGUGCAAGGAAAGGUGGCAUCAAAAUGACCCCUACCAAGGAAGAAAAAGAAGACCCUGAACUUAACUUGUCUGGAUGUCCUCUCAAUGCACAAGCUAUCAGGAAGGGCAAGGUUUCCGAGGAGUUAAUGACCAUCAAGCUCAAAGCGACCGGGGGAAUAGAAGGUGAUGAAGAAAUUAGGCAUUUGGAUGAAGAAAUAAAGGAACUGAAUGAAUCCAACCUUAAAAUUGAAGCAGAUAUGAUGAAACUUCAGACUCAGAUCACAUCCAUGGAGAGCAACCUGAAGACAAUAGAAGAGGAGAACAAACUCAUAGAGCAGAACAAUGAAAGUCUGCUGAAAGAGCUGGCAGGUCUGAGCCAAGCUCUCAUUUCAAGCCUCGCUGACAUCCAGCUGCCACAGAUGGGACCUAUCAGUGAGCAGAAUUUUGAAGCAUAUGUAAAUACACUCACAGACAUGUACAGCAAUCUGGAACGAGACUAUUCCCCGGAAUGCAAAGCUCUUCUGGAAAGUAUCAAACAGGCAGUGAAGGGGAUCCAUGUGUAG
Messenger RNA from Castor canadensis (American beaver), 3003 nucleotides. Lineage: Eukaryota; Metazoa; Chordata; Mammalia; Rodentia; Castoridae. The record is from RefSeq and is a predicted model, not a curated record.